AUGUGCUCGUUAAACGAAAGAACUGUUGCACAAGAUUUGAAGAUUAUUAAGGUGAUCGAUCAGGGACGAUAUGGAAAAGUUCGAACAGCCGAGUAUAGAGGAAGUCUUGUUGCUGUGAAAACUUUCAACACAACUGAGGAGGAUUCGUGGAAGAAUGAGAGAGAUGUCUAUCAGACACAAAUGUUGAAUCAUGAAUGCAUUCUACAAUUUGUCGCCGCUGACAUCAACAGUGAAGACUCGAUUACGCAGAUGCUUUUGAUUACGGAUUAUCACGAGCUUGGCUCACUUUACGACUAUUUAAGACGGGAAAACGAUUUGGAUUUGAGAGAGGCGAUUGAAUUGGCAUAUAGUUCAAUCUCCGGUAUCGAUCAUCUUCAUAACUCAGUUUUGGGGACAGGAAGUCGUCGAAAGCCGGAGAUAGCUCACAGAGAUUUAAAGAGCAAGAAUAUUAUUGUGAAACGUCCUGGUUUCUGCUGUAUCGCUGAUUUUGGAUUAGCCGUUCGACUUGAAAACAACAAAAUUAUGCCAGAAAAAGUGAACAUUCAAGUUGGCACGAAGAGAUAUAUGGCACCAGAGCUGCUUUCGAAAGAACUCAACAUAAAUGUUUUCGAGGAGUUCAAACGCGCCGACAUCUAUUCGUUCGCGUUGGUGAUGUGGGAGAUCGCGAGAAGUUGUCCCCAUCCGUGUGGUCGAUCUUCUGAGGCACCAAAAGAUGCAAGCCUUUCAGCAGAUUCGGGUCUUGGUGCUUCAGCAAGCAACUCGUCUUCUCUCUCAAAACUUUACGAGUGUCCGUUUGAGGGAAUGGUCAAAUCGGAUCCAUCUCUCGAAGAAAUGAAAGUGAUUGUUUGUGACAUGAACUAUCGACCUGAGAUCCCCGCAUUUUGGAGGAAUCCUAUUGAGGAACCCGAGCUCAAUCGUUAUUCCCAAUUGAUAAUCGAUUGUUGGAACGGGCAUCCACAUCGACGGCAUACAGCAUUGAAAGUGAAAAAAGUGUUGAGCGGGAUUCUCGGGAAUCUUUAUACGAGUCAAGGCACAAAUCUCAAUAAAGGUUUCAUCCCAUGCAAGAAAGAAUCCGACAGUGGAAUUGGGAGUAAUGGAUCGUCAAAAGAACGUCCGAUUUUACCAGUGUCAUUCAUUCAACAAGUU
Molecule: messenger RNA, 1146 nt
Organism: Mesorhabditis belari
Lineage: Eukaryota; Metazoa; Nematoda; Chromadorea; Rhabditida; Rhabditidae
Source: the annotation of a GenBank genome assembly